AUGAAGAACAAGGGUGCCAAGCAGAAGCAGAAACGUAAGGGAGCCGCCAGCGCCUUUGGCUGCGACCUGACCGAGUAUCUGGAAAGCUCCGGACAGGAUGUUCCAUAUGUACUGAAGAGCUGCGCAGAAUUUAUUGAGACUCACGGCAUUGUGGAUGGAAUUUAUCGGCUUUCAGGAGUCACCUCAAACAUACAGAGACUAAGGCAAGAGUUUGGCUCAGAUCAAUGUCCAGAUCUGACAAGAGAAGUGUACCUCCAGGAUAUCCACUGUGUGGGCUCACUCUGCAAGCUCUACUUUAGGGAACUGCCCAACCCCCUCUUGACUUAUGAGCUCUAUGAGAAAUUCACGGAGGCCGUGUCACAUAGUCCUGAAGAAGGCCAGCUGGCCAGAAUUCAGAAUGUUAUCCAGAAGCUUCCCCCAUCCCAUUAUAGGACCUUGGAAUACCUGAUUCGACACCUGGCUCACAUUGCCUCAUUCAGCAGCAAGACCAACAUGCAUGCAAGGAACUUGGCGCUGGUGUGGGCACCAAACCUCCUCAGAUCUAAAGAGAUUGAAGCCACUGGUUUUAAUGGAGAUGCAGCCUUCCUUGCUGUUCGGGUCCAGCAGGUGGUGAUUGAGUUUAUCUUGAAUCAUGUGGAGCAAAUCUUCAAUGGAGGUGCCCCUGCAUCUCUGGGGAAUGAUGAAAACCGGCCCAUCAUGAAGAGUUUGACCUUGCCAGCCCUCUCCUUGCCCAUGAAGUUGGUGAGCCUAGAAGAAGCCCAGGCCCGAAGCCUGGCAACCAACCACCCAGCUCGGAAGGAACGAAGGGAGAAUAGCCUUCCUGAGAUUGUUCCUCCAGUGGGCACUCUCUUCCAUACUGUCCUGGAAUUGCCAGACAGCAAGAGAAAGCUUUCCAGCAAAUCAAAGAAGUGGAAAUCAAUUUUUAACCUGGGACGUUCUGGAUCAGAAUCCAAAUCAAAGCUGAGUAGAAAUGGGAGUGUAUUUGUGAGAGGACAGAGGCUCUCAGCAGAAAAAUCUACUAUCCGACCUGCUAAAAGUAUGGACUCUCUGUGCUCAGUUCCUGUGGAAGGGAAAGAAACCAAAGGAAAUUUCAACCGAACAGUCAACACUGGUGGAUUUUUCAUUCCAGCAACAAAAAUAAAUUCUACUGGCACUGGCAGCUCCUGUGACCUCAGCAAGCAGGAGGGUGAUUGGGGUCAGGAGAGAAUGCCUGCAGGGGCAGAGGGGGGAUUUGACAUGAGUAGCGACCAAAACCAACUCCAGAACACUCAGGUCCGUUCCCCACCUGAGCAGCUAAAGGUUUUUCGACCCAUUGAGGAUCCAGAGAUUGAACAAACAGCCCCAAAGAUGCUAGGUAUGUUCUACACAUCCAACGAUAGCCCCAGCAAAUCUGUGUUCAGCAGUAGCUUGUUCCAGAUGGAGCCCUCGCCCCGGCACCAACGAAAGGCUCUGAAUAUCUCUGAGCCCUUUGCUGUGUCUGUACCACUCCGCGUGUCUGCUGUCAUCAGCACCAACAGUACCCCAUGCAGAACACCUCCAAAGGAGCUGCAGUCUCUUUCCAGCCUGGAAGAGUUUUCUUUUCAGACCUCAGACAGUGGAUGCUGGCCUGAAGAAGAGAAGCCACUGGGAUCUGAGAUGUCAACAGCUGCUGUGCCAAAGAAGGCAGCUCUAGAGGAAGCCAAGCUGAUAUCUGAGGCUGAGAAGCCAGUGGAGGUCAAUAAAAGCCUUUCCCAGGAGCUGAGCCCCCAACUGGAGGAGAAGAAAACCUCAGACAUCUCCCAGGAUUCUCAUCAUCCAAGUGGAUCAGAAAAGAAGCUGGAUCUAGAGAAGGUGGAGGAGGAUGGAAAGGCUGCCCAGGAAGAACCUGGUGCUCUGCAGGAGAAUCCUGGGACCAAAGCUGGAACAGGAUUUCUCCAUGAGACGGAUGAAGAUGAUCUAGGUAACACCCAGACCUGGCCCGAGAUUCAACAGGAACUCAAAAUCAUUGAAUCUGAAGAGGAGCUCUCCUCCUUGCAACUGACCACUUUACAGGCCAGCACAACCCAGCCAGUUCAUAGGGCCAGUUCCAGCCCCUUGGCUUCACCAAACCCUCCUGAGAGUUCAACCUGUGGCUCCAUCCUUGCACCAGUCUCCUCCACUCUGGAAAACAGGACCAAUCAGAACACAGAGGGAGCUUCUAUAGCAUCCAAUAGAGAGGAGCCUGGGGGAAAAGGAUCUGAACCGGAGAAGUGCUGGCACCCAGAUUCCACUAGCUUGCCUCCUCUAGAGCUUGUGUCUUUUGAGAUGAUUUCUCCACAAGUCAGGACAGAGGAGCGAGAUCCAGGGAAUCUGUCGCCUGUGUUUCCACCUGCUUUAAAGGAAGCAUCUCGAGUCGAGCCAACAAAGGACAGCAUUGAGAAAGAAAACUCUUCCACAAUUUUGAGGCCAGAUCCAUAUAUAGACCAGGCCACGUCCAAAGACAGCCCUGAAAGCCUCAGCCUUUGCCCGGGACAAUGUGAUAAGCAAGAUUUAAAGGACGGUGUUCCUGAAGGAAAAAGCUCCAGCUCUCCUAAGGCAACUAAGGAGGUUGAGAUCUCCUCGCCUAGAGAGGGGGAUGUAGCCCCUUCAGUCCAGGAGCCCUCAGACUGUGAUGAAGAUGAUGCUGCAACUGAUGUGGCCCAACACGGCCUGGAGAUGGUGGAGCCUUGGGAGGAGCCCCAGUGGGUGACAAGUCCUCUUCACUCCCCCACCUUGAAAGAGGUGCAAGAAACCCACAUGCAAGGCCCUCUGGCUUACCGAUUGGAGAAGAGGCUUUCCCACAGGCCCAGCCUUCGCCAAAGCCAUUCUCUAGAUAGCAAGAUCAUGGUGAAAAGCCAGUGGACUCUUGAGAGUCCCUCCUCUAGCAGCUGUGCUAAUCUUGAAAUAGAGAGGAUUUCUGACCUUCUUCAAUCCGUGGCCCCCAGGAAAGAGAUUACUGGAUGGGAUGAGAUGAUCUUGAGGUCCUUCAGAGAGUUCUCUGGCCUCAAAGGAACACAGGCCCUUCCUAGCCAGAAAGGACAAGAUGGUGUGCAGCCCAAGGCACCAGGAACCAACUCUGUGGGCCUAGCACCAGCAGAGAGAAAGGAACAGGGAGUACACCUGGAACACAACCACCCUCAGACUGACCAAGGUAGUGAUCCUGGGCCAGAGAGCAGCCAGGAGAGCUCCCCAAGUGUUCAGGAAAACAUAUCCCCCAGAGAACAUUCCCCCAAGUUACAGAUGAAGAGCACGGAGUGUGGAACUACCAAAGGAAAAAAUAGGCCUUCUUCCCUCAACUUGGAUUCUGCCAUCCCCAUCACUGACCUUUUCCAGUUUGAGAAUGUGGCCUCGUUUGUUUCACCUGGAAUGCAGCACUCUGUGCUAAGGGGCCCAAAGGGUGCCGGGAUGACCUCCUCUUGUCAAGGAGACUCCUGGAAGAUUUACCCUCCAAGCCCUCAGGAUCUGGACAUUGUCGCACAUGCCCUGACAGGCCGCCGUAACUCGGCUCCUGUGAGUGUGUCAGCUGUGAGAACCUCCUUCAUGGUCAAAAUGUGCCAGGCUAAGGCAGUGCCAGUCAUCCCACCUAAGAUUCAAUACACACAGAUCCCACAGCCUCUGCCCUCUCAGAGCACAGGAGAGAAUGGGGCCCAGCCUCUGGAGGUAAGCCAGGAAGAACCCAGUUCAGCUGGGGCCACUUCUCAGAAAUCUCCCCAUGGUGAUCCUCUGUCCUCCCUGGAAAGCCCAAAGGAAGACAAAUCAAAAGAGAAUAUGGGAACCAACAAGUCAUUGCCAGCAGAUGCCCCUCCAAACCGUGUAUGUGAGGGACCCAAUCUUUCUCCAGAGCCAGACACAGCUCACCUGCCCUCCACCCAGGACACCAUGAUGCAAUGCAGAAAGCGCACCUCAGAGACAGAGCAACCUGGGGACAACCUUUCUUCAAAAAUGGAACGACCAUCAGGGGGUUCUAAGCCUUUCCACAGGUCAAGACCAGGAAGACCUCAGAGCCUAAUCUUAUUCAGUCCCCCUUUCCCCAUUAUGGACCACCCACCCACCUCUUCCCCAGUGACAGAUUCUAAGAUUCUGCUGUCCCCAAUCAGAAGUCCAUCCCAGGCAAUUUCUCCUGGCAUUCUCUGUGGGGAGUUGGCAGAAAACACUUGGGUCACAGCAGAAGGUGUCACACUUAGGAAUAAAAUGACUAUUCCUAAGAAUGGCCAGAGACUAGAGACUUCAACCAGCUGUUUUUAUCAACCCCAGCGGAGAUCAGUGAUUCUGGAUGGAAGAAGUGGACGGCAGAUAGAAUAAUUUUUGGUCCAUCUGCUUGUUUGAAAAAUGCCAUGAUUCACCCAGAAGCUAUUAUAGGGCUAAGUUGACAUGACUUCAGGCACAGAUUACCCACAUAUAGGCUUAUUUUGGCCUCUACUCUGUCUUCAGCCUUUUGGCCAUUUAUUAUUAAUUAGUCUAUUUGUCAAGAGGAUAACAAGGGAAGGACCACAAGAUGAAAUUUAGAUAUGAACAGGCAGAAAAAGGCCAGCUAAGGGAGGAUAGCAUGCAUGAGAUAACAGGCUUGCUAGUGAGUUGUAUUA
Messenger RNA from Suncus etruscus (white-toothed pygmy shrew), 4580 nucleotides. It is a transcript of the gene ARHGAP31, whose product is annotated as Rho GTPase activating protein 31. The transcript has 12 exons. Gene Ontology annotation, molecular function: GTPase activator activity. Gene Ontology annotation, biological process: small GTPase-mediated signal transduction. The coding region runs from base 1 to 4299 and encodes 1432 amino acids. The record is from RefSeq and is a predicted model, not a curated record. Lineage: Eukaryota; Metazoa; Chordata; Mammalia; Eulipotyphla; Soricidae.